Etheostoma spectabile (orangethroat darter) is the source of this 1967-nucleotide messenger RNA. It is a transcript of the gene tmem43, whose product is annotated as transmembrane protein 43. The transcript has 12 exons. Bases 195 to 1391 code for a protein of 398 amino acids. Gene Ontology annotation, cellular component: nuclear inner membrane. Gene Ontology annotation, biological process: nuclear membrane organization; lipid metabolic process. The record is from RefSeq and is a predicted model, not a curated record. NCBI's taxonomy places the organism in Eukaryota, Metazoa, Chordata, Actinopteri, Perciformes, Percidae.
GUUAGAGUAGGGCGGGACCGUGCGGGACAUGUCUUCGCAAUCCUAGGUGACGGGUGAUAGCCGCUUCCGGUCUACGCCAGUUGUAAACGAAAGCGCAUUUUGUGUCAAGUACUGUGUUGAUGAUCUUUCAGCCGCUGCAUCUCCAACUUGAACUUUAAUUACUGUUUGACUGCGAAGUUGAACAACUGAGAGAAAUGUCUUCAGCACAGACAUUUUUAGACCCAAACCAACACAAGCGUGUAUCUGCUAAGUCCAACCCUGGAUUCCUGGAACGGUUAGGUGAAACUGCAGGAGGAACAGUUGUUGGUGUCGGACUGUUUUUCCUCUCAAUCUAUGUUCUUUUUACCAAUGAAGGACGGGCUCUGCGAACAGCAUCUUCGCUGGAUGAGGGUCUUUCUCAGGUUGUGUCGUUGGGUCCGUUCUCCAGCCUCGACCUGCAGAACAACAACCGUUUAGUUCAUCUGUCCGCACGGCUGCACACCUCACAGCCCCUCCACGACCCAAAUUACAGAGUGGUGGUGCAGGCAGUGAAGCUUAAGAGGCAGGUGGAAAUGUAUCAGUGGGUGGAGUACCAGGAGAGCAAGGACUACCAAGAGAACGGUGAGACCAAAACCGAGACGACGUACACCUACAACACUGAGUGGAAAUCCGAACUGGUCAACAGUCGUCAUUUUGACUUGGAAAUGGGACACCAGAACCCGAGUGCCAUGGCGGUUGAGAGUGUGACAGUUGUGGCUCCUGAAGUCGGAGUUGGACCUUUCAGUCUGUCUAAAGGCCUGGUGGAGCAGAUUAAUCAUUUCCAGACGCUGAGUCUCAAGGAUUUUUCUUUCGACCCUUUUCUCAGCAUCGAUGACGAUUAUUUCUAUCACACUCAAAACCCACGCAGGCCGGAGGUUGGGGAUGUGCGUGUGAGAUUCUCCUACGCUGGACUGAGUGGCGAGACGUCUCCCCUCGGCCCGGCUCAAACUGUCAGUAUUGUGGCCAUGCAGAGAGGGGAGCAGCUGAUGCCUUUUAAAACCAAGUCAGGAGACACUCUGGAGAUCCUGUACCUAGAGGAGCUCUCUGCAGAGGAGGUUUUUGCCAAAGAAUUCCAGUACAACAAUAUGAAGACAUGGGCACUCAGGGCGGCUGGCUGGGCCCUCAUGUGCCUUAGUAUUCAGCUGACCAUGCGCAUCAUCUACACACUGGUGGAUUGGGUUCCUAUUCUCAGAGAGCUUGUGUCCGUGGGGCUGAAGAUCUUCGCCCUGUGUGUCUCCUGCUCUCUGUCCCUUCUCACCAUCGGAGCAGGUUGGCUUUUUUACCGACCAUUAGUGGCUGCAGCUCUGGGAGCUCUAGCUCUGGUUCCGGUAUUUCUCGCCCGCUCAGGACUUCCAGCCAAGAAGAACGAAUGACAAAUAAACUGAUUGUCACAACAAUUGCUGAUGCCCGUCUGUAGCUAGUCAUCUGAGGAAGGAGACUGUUGUGCAGCCAUUUUUUUUUCCCACAGCAGGGUUACAAACCACAGAAGACUUGCGUUAUUGGGUAAAAAAGACAUUCUAUGGUGAUGAGGGGGGAUUCUGGGGGCUUGAACAUAAUAUUUUUUUAGUUACAGGGGGCAUGAAUUUAUCACCCUGAAGAUAUGUUAAUGGUUAAAAAGAAAUCACACGUCAACCACUGCUGGUGUCGUUGCUUUCAGACCACAAAUGUUAUCAGAUGUGGCCUUUUCAAAGUCUACUCACCCAUGAAAAUCCUCACUCCAUUAUCUUGAUAUUCUGUUGCUUGCAAUGGGCAACAUAAUAUUACUCUAGGUAUAUUCUGACUGUAAAUAUAACUUGUCAAACAUGUGUUCCUUCCUCCACUAAACGUACUUAUUUGUUCUCUAACUUGAGGUGAUGUGUAAACAUUUUUCCUUAUUCUUUUUCUUUUUGAAAAUGAUGAAUGUUGUUUUGUUUAAAUUAAAAUACCAAUCUUCGUAAAAUACCAAAGAA